AUGCAUGGCGUUAUUGGAGUCUGUUAUUUAAUAGGCCAUAGCAUUCAGACAAAUGAUGUCGUGGCGAUUAAAGUUAUUGAUAAAUUACGCUUUUCUGAACAAGAAGAAAAAAUUCAUCGCGAAGUUGAUAUAUUACAUGAAGUAGUACAUCCUGGAGUUAUUAAAUUACAUGCCAUGUUUGAUACACCCGGAAAGUUUUAUCUCGUUAUGGAAAAACUUCAUUCAGAUAUGUUAGAAAUGAUUUUAACACGACCAGCCAAACGAUUAAAUGAGCGACAAACGAAAUUUUUAAUUUAUCAGAUUCUAGUUGCAUUACGCUAUUUACAUAGUAAAUCAAUUGUUCAUUGUGAUCUGAAACCAGAAAAUGUUUUGUUAGCUAAGUGUGAAGAUUUUCCUCAAACAAAAUUGUGCGAUUUUGGAUUUGCUCGGAUUAUUGGUGAAAAAUCCUUCAGACGUUCAAUAGUUGGAACUCCGGCAUACCUUCCUCCGGAGGCACUCAAACCAGAGUUAAGAUUAGAAAAAGGUUACAAUAGAUCAUUAGAUAUGUGGUCGUGUGGCGUUAUUAUCUAUGUCUCGUACGUUAUCAUGGCUUCACUUCUGCUUGUCUUCUAA
Molecule: messenger RNA, 612 nt
Organism: Didymodactylos carnosus
Lineage: Eukaryota; Metazoa; Rotifera; Eurotatoria; Philodinida; Philodinidae
Source: the annotation of a GenBank genome assembly